CCUCAUUCGCCUACCAUGGAGACGCCGCCUCUACCACCUGCCCUGCCGUCCGUUCUCGCCCACCUGCGGUCCCUCCUCUCCGCCGCCUCUUCCGCUCUAUCCUCCGUCCCUUCCCCACUCCUCGCCUGCUCCACCACCACGACGGCGACGAUCGCCACCUCCUCCACACUCCCCGCACCUGCGCCCACCACCCCGCUCCCAUCUCUCCCCUCUUCACCGACUUCCGAAAUCCCCCUCCCCCUCCCGGCUGCGCCCGCCCCCUACCACGACUGCCCAGCCGUCGUCCGCACCACCAACCAACCGCCCGCCUCGUCCUCCCUCCCCGCCUUCCUCGCCGCCGAGUGUGCAGACUUCGCCUCCUCCACUGCCGCCCCAACCCUCUCCUCUCCUCCCCGCAUCCUCCCGUCUGAGCUCUGCCUCCUACGUCGGGAGGUGGACUCCUGGGGCAGCCACCAUCCCCCCGGGGCGUACUCCUACGCUGCGGCCCGCGUGGUGGAGGCACUGCGGCUAGGCGCCCUGCAGUGGGAAGUCGAGCUGCGGCGCUGGUUGCUCGCGAGCUCACCGAGAUAUGGUAUCGUGAUUGAUGCGGCCAGUCGAGACCAUAUGUUUGUGCUGGUCAGGCUGUGUCUGAAGGCGGCGGCGGCGGAGGCAGGGUGCUCGCUGGAACGCCUGCCCAAGGGGGAGGGCGAGGAGUUUCGUCUUGAUCCGAGGGCUGUGCGGUUCGAGUGCCCCAGACUGGUUGAUGGUGUCUCGUGGUUGGCGAUGCAGCUCGAGGUUUUGUAUGGGAAGGGCAAUGGCUGGUUCUUCGCGAUUACGGCGGUGAAGGAGGCAAUUCUUAGGUUGGGGUCUUGUUUGGCUGUCCUUGUUGGAGAUGGUGUUGCUGGAGGCGCUAGUGAAAAAGGAUGUGAGUUGAGAGAUACCGGGACAUCCCUUAUUUUUGUUUCCCAGGUUGCUGCUGCCAUUGCAGCCUUACAUGAGAGGUUGUCCCUGGAUAAGAAGAUUAGGGCUCUGCAAGCACCACGCCCAUCCAAAUAUCAGCUGUUACUUGAAUAUUCACAAAUACUGAAGCAAGGCUGUGAUGAGCGUUCAAAGCGACCAAACUACAGAGCUGUUCUGGAUUAUGAUGGAAUUCUACCACGUCAAAUGGAUAACCAGGAAUCUGGUAGGUCCAAGACAAGGGAGGAGCUGCUAGCUGAAGAACGGGAUUACAAGAGAAGAAGAAUGUCUUACCGUGGGAAGAAAAUGAAGCGAAAUCCAACAGAGAUAUUAAGAGACAUAAUUGAUGAGCACAUGGCGGAAAUAAAACAAGCAGGUCUGGGGGAACCUCCUGGUGACAUUGCACAAAAUAUACUUGAGACCAAUUCUAAUGGAGGCGCUUACCAAGGAAGCUCUUGUGAUAAGGCUAUUUUGGGUUCUCGAUUACGUAGUCGUGAGAACUCACCACAUACUGCAUCAAGGAGCCAUGACACAAGGGAUUCAUAUAUGAACAUAAGAUAUGAAAAUAGUGGACACCGUCACCAAAAUGUAUCUGAGCAUGAGAAAGGAGGGAUCAGAGAAUCAGGAAAUGCAAUGAAUCGAGGCUAUUCUGACCGGCAUGAUUACACACAUAAAAGAAACACCAAUGAUCAUAGGAAAUAUGGUAAUAAGUAUAAAAAGAACAUCCCAGAUUACCAUUCUGAAUCAAGUGAUCGUUCAGCAUGGUCCACACGAACACCAAAAUCCUCGGAAAGAGAAUAUGGCGGCAUGCCAGGAGAUAAAAGCAAUGAUAGAACCAGAACUACUCAGAACAGACAUGGAUCAAUACCUGGGAAUAAAGACCAGUUCAGUGAUAGAUAUGAUCCCCAAAGCAGAUAUUCUGAUGAGGAUCCUCGUGAAGCAUACCAUGAUGCGUGAUCUGAAUUACUGAAAAACAGAGUACAUUUUCCUGUUGAUCUCAGUAUACUGUGUAAUACAGGCAUCUGGGUUAAUACCGUCAGCUGUAUCCUUUUUCUGUAUCCUUAUGCAGAAAAUGCUUUACUAUUUCUGCUGUGGUUGUAGUGACAGUCUGUUACAGUUCCUGAAUAUGAGAAAUUGUUAAUUGUUAGUGCAUUUUCUUGCUUAUAAAUUACAUUCGUCUCACCAAUCAAAUUUCCAUCUAAUUUUAACUAAUCAAAAAUAUCGGAACAUCAUGUAGGGUGCAUAUGUUUCCCGUUCACAACCGAUCUUUUAAAAGGACUAACUGUUAGUUUCGAAGCAUGCAUUCGUAAUAACUUCGCUAUGGAAUUCUAUCCUUUUUAGUUAGGGUACCCUUUUAGUUUUGAACUGGCAGGAAUUUCAGUUGACUACCUUUGCCUGGAAAGGGCAUGGCUGGAAUAAAUUUUCUUCACCUAUCUGCUUGCAUUGCAUCUCAUGCAGAUGCUACUCAUGCAUAAUUAUUGGUUCGUGUUAUUUUUUGUGGGCCUAGUUUUUCUACAAUGAGUUCUGUAAGCGAAGGCCAAUCUUAAGCGCCACAACCCAGUAGUUGUGACUUGUAUUGUCCUAUUUUGUGGACUGUGUUUUGCUCUACUGUUAGAUAGUGUUAAAAUGGAUUUCCAUACAUAUCAAGUACUUACACAUAAGAAAGUGAUGUAGGUAGUACUGAAGUAGGGUUCUGCAUCUGCCAAGAUGUAGCCAGGUACAGCCUAUCCAUCAUGAUAGAGACGCAUGAGAUACAUUUUAAAAAUUAUUUUCGGUAAUGGAUGAUACUUAAUAUGUCAUAAAAAUAAUUAGGUGCCCUCCGGUGUUCAAGCUUGAUGAAGCAGCACUUACACAAUCAUUCCCAGUGGUGGAUGUGAAGAACACAUGUUUUGGCUUUGCUGUUUGUACUUCUUUAGCUUUGCAACAUGGAGGAGCACGCUUGAGUGUCUGCUCCCUUCGACGGGGAAGACAGUGGCCUCAAUUAGGUUAACUCCCGCACCUCAUGUUGGGCCGGGCUGUACCUGGAUGUGUCUACAAUGUGUACACAAAUUUCCCACGGGCAAUGAUAUUUGUUUUAAUUGUUUA
This is a messenger RNA of Triticum dicoccoides, 3021 nucleotides long. Its product is annotated as U11/U12 small nuclear ribonucleoprotein 48 kDa protein-like. The record is from RefSeq and is a predicted model, not a curated record. The coding region runs from base 16 to 1893 and encodes 625 amino acids. The transcript has 5 exons. Lineage: Eukaryota; Viridiplantae; Streptophyta; Magnoliopsida; Poales; Poaceae.